AUGAAAAAAUGUAAAAAUGUAAAAAAUGUACCUGUUGGCGAUCACGAUUUUUUGAAAGUUGAAAAUUUGCGAGCGAAAAUUCGGGAUUUGAAAAUCCUGCAACUCUCCACCCCAAGCUUAAAGCUUUGCUCAAUACCCCGUGAGAAGCACUUGACCGCUAAAACCCGAGAAAUCCGGCAACGACUUAAGAUUCCGGCAAAAUUUUCCGGCGAGCUUCGAGGAAUAUUUUUAGUGGGGUUUGUAGCAUUGACCAAGAGGAGCACAGUGGUGGUGUCGGAAUCGCGAGAGGUGACCGGAAAAUGGCCUGAAAGUAGCGAGAUGGUGGUGGUGGCGCCCGGAAUUGCAGCAACAGAUCGGACCGGGUUUUAG
This is a messenger RNA of Lactuca saligna, 369 nucleotides long. The record is from the annotation of a GenBank genome assembly. Lineage: Eukaryota; Viridiplantae; Streptophyta; Magnoliopsida; Asterales; Asteraceae.